AAACGUCAAAUCGAAUCAAUUCCACGGUCUGUUAAUUCGAAGUUUAAGAAAGUUAAACAAGUGUAAACACAAUGAAAACCGACAACAAUGUGUAAUAUCGAUACUCCGAAUAUAAUACGACUCCGAGUACAAAUCAAUCCAACUCCGUACACUUAUUCGCGUUUCGUGUUUAGCAAUAAAAAUCGUACAGCAAACCUAACCUCAGAAAUGUUUAUAUUAUAAUUGUGACUAGUGUAAAAUUUCUAGGUGACAAGUGAGUACCUUGCAUUGGUAGCGGUACCUUCAUUCUCUAUGUUUCAUUGAUAAACAGAAAAUUAUAACACAAUUGAAAUAAUACGAAAUUACCAUGUACAUAAAAUGCGAUGUUUUACUACUUAUAUCAUGGACGAUUGCCAAUAGUGAAUAUACAUUUUAGAAAAUAUCAGUACCUGAAAUCUAAGUUAAUUGUAAAGAUGAAACGCAAACCAAAAGUGAUAGCAACUGAUGCAACAGCCCCAAAGAAACAACAUUGGGCAACAGGUUUACUUGUUUCUAUGGAAGAUCCUGAUCUUAAAGUGAAGGAGGAUGAUAAAGUGGUUGUCAUCAAAGACAAAUAUCCAAAAGCCCAAUUUCAUUUCCUGGUCUUACCAAAAGUAAACAUACCUUCUUUAUGGCAUGUAAAAAAAGAAAAUGAAGAUUUGUUGCUUCACAUGGCUAAAGUUGCAGAAGAUAUAACUAAGGAACAUAAGGAUUCAGAAUUUUUUAUUGGAUAUCAUGCUGUACCUAGCAUGCAACGGUUACACUUGCAUGUAAUUAGUACAGACUUCAACAGUUCCUGUUUAAAAACAAAAUAUCACUGGAACUCGUACACAACUCCGUUCUUUUUACAUUCUAAGGAUAUUUGCAAGGAGUUGCACGAGAAAGGCGAGCUCAAGAAGCUGAAAACCGAGGACAGCGCCGAGCAUCUUAAUACUCCACUAAAAUGUCACAAAUGUCCCGCCACUCCGAAAAAUAUGCCCGAGUUGAAAAAACACUUGUUGACACAUUUACCGAAUCGAAAAAGUAGCGGCAGCUCCGAUUAAUGUAGCGAUGAUAAAUGACCAUCGCGAACGGGACAAUUUGAAUUAAAGUUAAUUAUUUGCAAUAGCGACGACACCACCGAUUUCAUUAGUAUAAGAGUAUGUUGGAUGGGGCAUGUCGCUGAAUUUUUAUGACAAUUUUCUUCGUUGAUCCGGUUUCGUUUCCAAACCGAAGCACUCCUAGUACGAAGUACCCAAAACUCUCUAAUAAAUAUAUCUUAACUUAAAUUGUUAUCAAAACAUUCGAUGACAUGUCCCCCUAUACAUACUCGAAGGACGUUGAAAUCGGCGAGUUCAACGCUAUUGUAAAUCAUUGCCGAAUUGAAUAAUGAAUUAUCUAUUUUAACAAUUAAAUGUCUUUCUCCAUUCUGUGGUUCCCUAAGUUAUAGCCAAGCUUAACGCAAAACAUAUUGUUAUCUUAUCUAGUAUCAAUUAGCGUUAAAGAUCCAGAAGCCCAGGAAUGGGCAAGUGGGCUCUACGAGUAUAAACAUCACGGGACAUUGGUGAAGCACAGCUACGAGCCAUAUGACGUCACAGUGAGAUAAGACGGUAGAAAUAAUCGUAGUAAUGGGGACGAUCCAGCACUUAUCGCGUACACUCGCAUACUAACAACGCCGAUACGACCCAUUCCUGCGGUGCUUCCUAUCAGUCAUUCUUAUUGUGACCGUCACUUUCCUUUCGCGUACUCCGCGACGAGACCCACUCUAUACCUGAGAGUCAAAGUUGUUCAUUCCUGUCGUAGACAUUUGAACGCUGACGUGGUCAAAAGUACGAUUUUAGAAUAUUCAAUGACUAGGCGAUGUAAUUAGUGCGAAAUGUACGUUAAGGUUCUGGUAAAAAAAAAAAAUAUAUAUAUAUCAUUCUA
Molecule: messenger RNA, 1923 nt
Organism: Hylaeus volcanicus
Lineage: Eukaryota; Metazoa; Arthropoda; Insecta; Hymenoptera; Colletidae
Gene: Aptx
Product: aprataxin
Exons: 3
Coding region: 363-1061 (232 amino acids)
Biological process (GO): double-strand break repair; single strand break repair
Cellular component (GO): nucleus
Molecular function (GO): single-strand break-containing DNA binding; mismatched DNA binding; DNA 5'-adenosine monophosphate hydrolase activity
Source: RefSeq, a predicted model, not a curated record